UUCUCGUUUUAUAUUAAUUUUUAUCAUAAAUUUUUGAUUUUUAUUCUUUGACUUACAUUUCUAUGGAUAUGAUAAUUUACUUGAUAUGCUCUCUUGGAGCUGUAAGUGGUUUUAUCACUGUCUUAUUGAAUGCGAGGUUGAUUUGGAAAAUUGUUUUGAAGAAAGCGAAUCGAAAUGACGACAUGCAGUUGUUCUAUUAUCGAUUUUUAACGGACACAUGUUUUGGCACUUUUUUGUUUUGCAAUAUUGUGUACACUAUUCUGUCAAUGAAUUUUCCCGAAUUUAUGGUCAAUUACAACAGUUUCAUUGUAUACUCCGCGCUUCCUUGGUCACAUUUUGCAGCCUGCCGAUCUGCAAUCGCCCUAUCAAUAUCAUUCGAAAGGUUCAUUGCCGCAUAUUUUCCAAUUUUGUACCGUACAACCAGGAGCAAAAUCCCAAACUGGCUUAUUUUCCUGCUCGCCAUAUCUUUCGGGUUUUCCGAGGAGAUAUGGCUCUUUAAGUUUUGCGACUACAAACUGGAUAUCCCAUCAAACUGUAAAGUAUUUGGAUGCGCGGUGAACUCUUGUUUCUACAGCUUUUGGACAAUUCAUAAAAGUAUAAUAUUUUUCUCGAUCCUGGUGUUUUCUAUACUGAUAUCUAUAAAACUAUUUAUCUGGAAUACUAAUGGGCAAUCUAGCAAUCAAAUUUCCAAAGCCAAUAGGCUAGCUUUAUUAGACACCUUUGUGGUUCUACUAUUUGAUUUUCUUCCAUCAUUUUGCGGGACUAUGUGGCCUACUGCACCAGUUUUUUCAUUUGAUGUCGUCGGUCCCUACAACUCAGUACUGAAAAUCAUCGGAUGCGCCAUAGAAUCAAUAGUUGUAUCUAGACUUUUGGUGCUUAGGAAAGAUGAGAAUUCAGUUAGUAUUCAGAACGUGGCGGUUAGAAAAGCAUCGUCAAGAUACUCGAAAACAUGAAAUAAAUACUUUUUUCACAAUUAAAACUAUCGUAUUUAUUUUUAUUGAAGUUUCACCUCUAAGAGCAAUUCGUAUAAAAUUGUUUGUAAAUUCUUCAUUUUUUACGGCGAAAUAAAUUUUGGAAGCCUCAA
Molecule: messenger RNA, 1084 nt
Organism: Caenorhabditis elegans
Lineage: Eukaryota; Metazoa; Nematoda; Chromadorea; Rhabditida; Rhabditidae
Gene: srbc-33
Product: Serpentine Receptor, class BC (Class B-like)
Exons: 5
Coding region: 63-953 (296 amino acids)
Source: RefSeq, marked reviewed